GCGAGUAUGGAUUCUAAAGCGCUGUUCGUCCUGGUAGUAUUACUAGAGCAAAUACUAUUUUCUACACAGUCGAGCGCGUCACUGCUUCGCGAGAAACGAAUAGUCGGCGGUUCGACGCUUCCUAUAACCCGAGUGCCCUACCAGGUGGCACUCAUCUGGGAGAGCUACGUUGUUUGCGGUGGCUCCAUAAUAGCGCCAUUGUGGAUUCUUACCGCUGCGCACUGUCUAUACGAACAUCAGGACAUGGAUAUUCGUAUACGAGCCGGUUCGGACCGUCGAACUCUUGGCGGAAUAUUGCGCCACAUGAGAUGGACUACCAUUCAUCCACAAUAUUCUACCAAGCAUCUUACCAACGAUGUUGCGUUGAUCCUGCUGGACGCUCCACUCAUCAUAACGUCGGGAAUAGCGUGCGUUAGGAUGGCUGAUCCGAACCAUACCCCGAGGACGGGCCAAUAUGGACUUGUUUCUGGUUGGGGUUUGACAAACCCCAAGUUCGAUAAAGCGGAUCACCGUUCCUAUUCGAUAUCGCUUCUGUACACAUUUCUACCCGUUAUCGAGUUCAAUUUGUGUCACAGGUUGUACUCUACGUACACUGUAUCAUAUGCGGUGCAGUUUUGUGCGGGCUACAUGGAAGGUGGAAAAGAUGCAUGUACUGGCGAUUCUGGGGGUCCUUUCACUAUCGGUGACCGUUUGGUGGGUGUCGUCUCUUGGGGCGUGUCUUGCGCUGAGCCGAAACAUCCUGGGGUAUUCGUUAAGGUUGGUGCGUUCAGGGGCUGGAUAGAUGGAAUAAUGCAAAGGUACAGCCGGGCUGGAGGAUUAAAAUGUUCGCGUUAUUAUGAUGGAAGCUAGAUGAUCUACUGUGUUAUUACGCUGUCGGAGAAAUGAGUAUUUAAUGUCGAAAUGAUUGCAUGUAAUACAUAUUUAUAGGAACACAGAAGUGAAAUAGCAUGUAUUUGUGAACUAUAUUACCGUCUCUAUCCAUUUCUAUCGAGUGUUUUACUUUUUACUUAGUUUGUA
This is a messenger RNA of Toxorhynchites rutilus septentrionalis, 1017 nucleotides long. Its product is annotated as trypsin 3A1-like. The coding region runs from base 7 to 849 and encodes 280 amino acids. The record is from RefSeq and is a predicted model, not a curated record. Lineage: Eukaryota; Metazoa; Arthropoda; Insecta; Diptera; Culicidae. Gene Ontology annotation, molecular function: serine-type endopeptidase activity. The transcript has a single exon. Gene Ontology annotation, biological process: proteolysis.